CGAGAGGAGGAACAAAAGGCGAUGGCUUCCCUCAAAGCCAGCCCCCGGCUCGGCAGCACGGGGAAGGGGACAGGGGGCUGAGGGAACUGAGGGCUGGAGCCAUUCGGAAGGGGAAGGAGGAAAAGAACCGCGGCUGCCCUCCGGGGAGCCCGCGGCGGGGCCGCUGCCCCCCCGGGGUCGCCCUGAGGCGGGGGGAAUGGCGCAGCCGCGCCGCGGAGCCGGGAGGCAGCCUGAGGGGGCGAAACGUGCCGCAGGAAGCGCUGCCUCCCCCCGAGGACGAGCCCGGGGACUCGGCGGGUGUGUGCGGUCGGGGGGGCUGUCGGAUCCGUUCGGUUUUAGGGCGGUCAUUACAGGGUCCCAGCUGGGAACGACCCUCCCGCCCCGGCGACUCUUCCCCCUCAGCGCCGGGUGACUGGAAGGAGAGGAGUCAGGACUACCCGGCUGAUUUUUUUCGGAGUCGAGGUAAUGGCUGAAGUUGGUCGGUGGGAGACAGCUGGAGGCCCACGGCAGUGCCAGGGGGCUGCCCAGCGCCCAUGAGCUGACCCCGAGCCUCUGCUGCCUCUGCCGGGAUGGGGAACAGCGGCUCCGCCGUGAAGGUCUGCGCAGAUCACCAAGGAGGCAUCAACUGGCUGAGCCUCAGCCCCGACGGGCAGCGCCUGCUCACGGGGAGCGAGGAUGGCACCGCGCGGCUCUGGAGCACGGCCGACAGCCAGUGCCACGGCCACUUCCAAGGACACGAAAGCUACAUCACCUUCUGCCACUUAGAAAACGAGGCUGCCUUCACGUGCAGCGCCGACCAUACCAUUCGGAAGUGGGACGUGGUGACAGGCCAGUGCCUGGCCAUUUACCGAGGACACACCUCAAUUGUUAACAGGAUCCUGGUUGCCAAAGACUAUCUGUUUAGUGGCUCCUAUGACAGGACAGCCCGCUGCUGGAGUGUGGACAAGGAGAAACAAAUCCAGGAAUUCCGGGGCCAUCGGAACUGUGUCCUGACUCUAGCUCACUACUCCUCCAAGGAUGUCCUCGAAGAGGAGGAGGAGGAGGAGGAAGAGGAGGAGAAAGUGAGCAGAGACCUCCUGGUGACAGGUAGCACGGACUGCACUGUUAAGGUCUGGUGGGUGUCCAGCGGGCGCUGUUACCAGACUCUGCUGGGACACACUGGGGCUGUCUUAUGCCUUAUACUUGACGCACCAAACAGGGAGCUGUUUUCUGGCAGCACGGAUUACACCAUCCGAACGUGGAACAUUGUCACUGGUGAGCAGUUGAAAGUGUUCAAAGAGCAUCAAGGAUCCAUAAUUUGUCUAGAGCUAGUGAAUCGGCACUUGUAUUCAGGAAGCGCGGACAGGACAGUGAAGUGCUGGUUAGUAGACACUGGGGAGCGAAUCCAAACGUACAAGGCUCACAAGCACAGCGUUAGCACUUUGAAAUACCACGCUGGGAUCUCUCCAGCAUGUUUUGUGUGCAGUAUCACACUCUGCUGCGCUGCUCGGUGUGAGAAGCUUAGAUCUUCCCUCCGUUUUUCACCUCCCUCUUCCGGCAUGUGAAGGGGCAGCUGCUUUAUUUCUGUUAGGAAGGGAAGUGGCUUGGAUCCAGAGCUGUCUGGGGGCUGUUUGUGCAGCCACGCUUUGGCCUCACCGGUCUGACGUCUGUCAGUCUGCUUCUGCUGCUAGUUUGUGGACACUAAGUGCUGCUGCUGGAUGCACAGCCCUGUGCCUGCCUCUGCCAGCACUGCGUAAGGGAUUGUCCUAAACCAGAACCACAUCUCAAGUCCUCGCUGCUUCGUUCUAACAGGUAGGGUUCCCGUUCACACCCUGACCGUCUCAAAGACUCAUUUUCCACAAAUCCUUUUCCCUUAAUCUGCCUUCCUCCAUGUAGUUGUUCCCCAAACUACCUUUCUGCUCUAGCUCUUGCUUGCCUUCUUACGAAUGCUUGGGACUCAGCUUCCCUGCCUUCACUGCUCUGAUAACAGUGGUGUCUUUGCAUAACCGUCUCUUGUUGACAUAACAUAUUCUGACCAAGAAAUCUCUUUAAAUCCCUCUCCUGGCUGGCUUUCCCUCUGCAUGUCAUCGACGCGCUUCAGGGUUUGGGUUGCAAGCCUAUGCCCCUGCUUUUAUCAGCCCGUUCUUCUUCUGCCACUGACAUCAGACUUGAUGAGCCUUCAUUCACUUCCCAAGCAAGUAUUUCUCUGCCAUCCACAUCACCCAGUGAAGGAAUACCUGUCCUAAGCUAAUGGAGAAAUUGCAGAGCUUGUGAUUUCUGUACUUCAGCUAUGCAACCGACACGUAAGACCAAGUGAAUGGUCAAUAUUGGGCCUUAGUAUCUCUUUUGGAAGAUUAUUGGUAUGAUGGUGAUAAAUGGGCUGUUUGAUGUGGCCGAAUAUCUGACCACACUCAUAAUCCAGUAACUGAACUGAUUUCUUAAUUGUGUUUGGAAACUUACCACGAAACCAAGCCCAUAGGUAGACUUAGAUUUUUAACAGGCAAGCCCUGUUUUUUUGGCCUUCCUUUUAAUAGUAGACCCACAGCACUACCAGCCUCCGUUAAAAUAGUUAAUCAUAACUGAUGGUUAAUUUCAGCUCCCAGAACCGCCCCGUGCUCUAGUUGCUGCUGAUUUAAACUUGUGCAGGUGGCUAAAAGGCUGAAAUGGAAGGGAAAGGGGUCCGAGCCUAUGCUGCAAAGUUAUUAUUGCUCAAAGAUGCAUACAGGUGGGGCAGGGGAAAUGAACCUGAAAUUUUAAUCCAGGAAGAACACUGGAAAACAGUGUUCUUUCUUUUUUCCUUUGUUUUGUUUUCACCCUUUAAACCAAUAUGAACCAAAACAUUGAACUCAUCGAGAGUACCCAAAACCAAGAUAACUGUGCUGAGCUACUGGUGGCCUGGUCCAGCGAGGAAUCCUUACUGAGGAGACAGGAGACAACAAGUACAGACCUGACCAGGCUCCGUAAAACCAUCCUAAAGAAAGUCGGGCUCAGACAGAAGUUUAAUCAUCUGGGGCCACCCCCACCAACCCUGCAGCUUUCUUUCUCUUCCCCCUCAGCCCCACGCCCUGUCCCUGCCGUACACAUCGCUGCGUUUCCCUCACAGUCUCUCAAAAUGCAGGCAGUGUUGCUGCAUUUAGUCAGACCUGUGAAGAACAUCCUGAUAGUGUGAGAGAAGUGUGCAUAGUGUUAGUUAAGAUCUCAUUUUUAAAUCAAAUGCAAAAAUACUAAAGGUGUCAAACAGGGCAAAUUGAAUCCUUGCAUUUGAAGGGUGGAAUACAUGUCAUGGAAAAAUGUAGGGGUGUGACCGAAUAAUAAUCCAGAUGCAUUUUAAUUCUUGAAAGAGGAAAUUUCCCCCUAAAAAUGAAUUUAUAUACUGUGAUUGGUUGUGUUACAGUAAGGCAAUUCUAUAGUAGCUGCAAUUGCGAUUGAAACACGACUAUUAGAUACGGUGUAAGUAAGUGAUUCAGGGCAUAUGCACUCGAUACCAAAUAUUAGAGGUAAUGUAGCUUGAAAUUCGAGCUGCUCACCUGGGACAGAUGGGCACUGUGUGGGCAUUCUCUGCUUUUCGAAAACGUAGAGAAAAUACUUCGAGAUAAAUUAACUUUGUUAUGGUUUCUGUCGCAUGUGCACCUGCCCUAGAAUAUGGAAAGAAUCUCAGCUGAGAAGUGGUAAUUUUCUUUUAGAAGAUCUCAUUUUUUUUUUGCUUGCUAUCUGAUCAGUACCCACAGGCUUGUUGCCAAAAAGAUUUCACAGUGUAAAUAAGAAAAUUCAGUCAAAGGAGGGCAGGAAAAAUAUACAUGUGUUUCCUAAAUGGCUUUAUAUCACAUAGGGAGGCCAGACAGAUCUGAGAACUAAGCCUAAAAUAAUCAGAAUAUGUUUCUAGUGGCUUUCCUCAGUAUGCUUCUGUAAUUAAUAGCAUGGGGAAUGUUAAAGCUUGUUCCUAGCUUCAUUUACUUAAUGAUAUUGUCUUGGUUAUUUCUCUCUGCAGUAUGUGCGCGGUCAUUUAAAAUUUAAUUCAGUUUUUUUUUUUUUCAUGACACAAAAUUCCCAAGGGAAUGUUUAAAACCUGUCCACCCUCCCAAGAUACUGUGAAAUUGAAGUAAAAUAUAAAAAUGAAUAGUUAUUUUUAUAUAUUAAUUGCUUGCUUGUUUCACAGAGGUGCAUAUAUAACCAUAUAUUUAAAUGCCGAAUCUGGGUUACAUCAACAGCUCUGCUUUAAAACUCGGAGCUGCAGAGAAGCUCCCUAAAUCUAGAGUGACAGUUCAAAAGACGUAAAGGGUGUUUUGUCAAAAGCAAACUCCUGAUAGCUGAAAUAAACUGACAGCUGCACAGCGAAAACAACUCUUAACUGGUUCUUACUCUGUGUAUGUGUGUGUGUGUGUGUGUGUGUGUGUGUGUGUAGUAGGUAUUCAGAGAUUUCUGAGCACUGAAAAAAUAAAUCUGGUUCUGUGCUUUACAUUGUUGUUACUGCUUUGCAGAAUGGGACGAAUGCUUUUUCAGGAUUGUGUUGGCAACUGAGUUUAUGUAGGCCCACAUAAAAUGAGGCUGAUUUUUCCAUAUCCAGAUGUUUCUUGAAGGUGUACCCCGAAGUACCCAGCCUCCUGCUGUUUAAUUUGAAGUUGAAAAGCUGGUGGCA
This is a messenger RNA of Cygnus olor (mute swan), 4615 nucleotides long. RefSeq names its product WD repeat domain 86 (gene WDR86). Bases 570 to 1544 code for a protein of 324 amino acids. Gene Ontology annotation, molecular function: protein binding. The transcript is spliced from 6 exons. Lineage: Eukaryota; Metazoa; Chordata; Aves; Anseriformes; Anatidae. The record is from RefSeq and is a predicted model, not a curated record.